UUGUGGGACCCAGUGCCACAGCUUUCAGUGGCCUGCCUACUCUUCUGUUAAUCUAGACCCAGUUUGUUGGACAGUGAGGAUUUGUUGUGUGUUCUACUCUGGUUCAAAGUUUCACCGUUGUCCAAUUCAUUUAAUUUGUUGGUUCUUUACCAUUUUUUGUUACUUCUCGUAGUUUUGCAUCAGUCUCCAUGUAGUUUCGCCAUAGUUUUUCCACAACAGCCUCUCCUAUGCUUCUUUCCACAAGUUCACACUCUUGAAGAAAAGUUUCUGAGUAGGCUCUAGUAGUUUGCAGUGUAUCUUGACUUAUUUUCUGGUGUGAAAAAGUGAGUUAUCUUUCCUUUUUUUUUUACUUUGGAAAAGGGGAGAAACACAAAAACAUGGCCUCUUUUAAACUGGAUUUUUUGCCUGAGAUGAUGGUGGACCAUUGCUCUUUGAAUUCUAGUCCUGUGGCAAAGAAGAUGAAUGGGACCCUGGACCACCCAGACCAGCCCGACAUCGAUGCUAUCAAGAUGUUCGUUGGCCAGAUCCCACGGUCCUGGGCAGAGGAACAGCUGCGGGAGCUUUUUGAGCCUUACGGCGCCGUCUACGAAAUCAAUGUGUUGCGUGACAGGAGCCAAAAUCCCCCACAGAGCAAAGGUUGUUGUUUCAUAACAUAUUACGCUCGCAAAUCAGCGUUGGAAGCACAAAAUGCCCUUCACAACAUGAAAAUUCUCCCUGGGAUGCAUCACCCCGUUCAGAUGAAGCCAGCUGACAGUGAGAAGAAUAAUGCGGUGGAAGACAGGAAGUUGUUCAUAGGGAUGAUAUCGAAAAAGUGUAAUGAGAAUGACAUCAGACUUAUGUUCUCGCCGUACGGACAGAUCGAGGAAUGUAGAAUACUACGUGGGCCGGAUGGACUGAGCCGUGGUUGUGCGUUUAUCACUUUUACAGCAAGACAGAUGGCACAGUCAACAAUCAAAUCCAUGCACCAAUCACAAACUAUGGAGGGCUGUUCGUCUCCCAUCGUCGUGAAGUUUGCCGACACGCAGAAGGACAAAGAGCAGAAGCGCAUCGCCCAGCAGCUUCAGCAGCAGAUGCAGCAGCUCAACGCUGCCUCAAUGUGGGGGAAUCUGACCGGGCUCAACUCUCUGGGCCCACAGUAUCUGGCACUUUAUUUACAGCUCCUCCAGCAGUCUGCCACCUCUGGGAAUACCCUCAACAACCUUCACCCCAUGUCUGGUAUGUCAGGGCUGAAUGCCAUGCAGAACCUGGCUGCUCUGGCAGCGGCGGCCAGCGCAACACAGGCCACGGGCAGCAGCGCUCUCACCACCUCUAGCAGUCCCCUCAGUGUGCUCACCAGCUCAGGUACGGGUACUGGACAGCAAGCACACUCAUCAUGGGACACCUACAAGGCAGGAUCGUCACCCACCUCCUGUAACAACAACUCAGUGAACCCCAUGGCCUCUUUAGGGGCGCUGCAGUCGUUGGCCGCAGGGGCUGGAGCCGGCCUCAACAUGGGCUCACUUGCAGAGCUCCUGUGUCUAGGGAUGGCAGCCCUGAACGGUGGUCUAGGCAGCGGGGGCAUGUCGAACGGAACUGGUAGCACCAUGGAAGCCCUUACCCAGGCCUACUCCGGGAUCCAGCAGUACGCUGCUGCUGCCCUCCCCAGCCUCUACAACCAGAGCCUGCUCUCCCAACAGAGUGUCAGUGCUGCAGGGAGCCAGAAGGAAGGCCCUGAGGGAGCCAACUUGUUCAUAUACCACCUCCCCCAGGAGUUUGGAGACCAAGACCUGCUCCAGAUGUUCAUGCCCUUUGGCAACGUUAUUUCCGCUAAGGUGUUCAUUGACAAGCAGACCAACCUCAGCAAGUGUUUUGGCUUUGUGAGUUACGACAAUCCAGUCUCAUCUCAGGCCGCCAUUCAGUCGAUGAACGGUUUCCAAAUUGGUAUGAAGCGACUAAAGGUGCAGCUGAAGCGAUCCAAAAAUGACAGCAAGCCAUACUGAGCGCUUUAUCUCUCAAUUGGACUUGGUUAGGAAAUGUUUUUUUUUCUGGUAAGUGGAGUGUGUGAAAUAAGAAACUAAAACGCUGCUGCAAACCCCUACCCCUCUCCUCAUUCUUCCCUCUCCCUUUACGCAUGACAAGAUGACCACUUUGCUGGGGUCAAUCCGUUUUAUUCUCUGUAUUAACAAACGCAAGCAGAAAACAAAACAAAAAACAUGCAAAAUGAUACGUAUAUUUUGCUCAACUGAAACUGGACACUUACAUUCUGUUUUGGUUUUGAAGUAGGUUGUUUUUAAAACAUAAUUGUAUUUUUUUAAAGUUAAGGUGGUCAUUAGUUUUCUGUGUAAAAGUUUUAAGUCAUAAUGAUGUUGCAGAAUGACAGCCAGUUGCCAAAAUAUCCCCUUAAUUUUUUACUCCUGUACCCACCACCACCUUAUCCUGCCCCAUGCCCCCCGGCCCCCACUUUAAAUGAAUCCCAUAACCAAACCAUCCACAUGGUUGCAUUCGUAAACUGAUACAGUACAUUAGGACACUGAGCGUCAUGCGGAGCCUUCCAGAAAACAGCCUUUUUGAAAUGAGGAUGGACAGACCAUGCACCGGAUAAUGGCAAGAAAACAAUAGCUGUUUGCCAACUGAAAUGAUCAAUUAUCUACAUGUACGCAAGAUCUGACUUCACUCCAGCAGAGAGACCUUUUCUAUUUUUUUUUUUUUUGUAUAAGUUGCCUGAAGUCUAUUUGUGAUGCUCUACCAGGAAUACAAUGCAUACAGUAGGCUUUGACUUAUUAUUUAUAUUUUUGUUUGUUUGUUUAUUUAUUCAACAACCAACAAGAAGCUUGAAUUUCUUUCCUCGGCAUUAUAUUUUGGCGCAAAAUAUACUUUUUUACAACUCUGAAUGAAUUGAUUUGUAAGACGUCAGCAGUAUUGCCUUGGAUGGUUUUGUGAGAUAUUUAACUUGCCAACCUCUUGCUUUGUCUCAAGACAAUGUCACAACGCCACUCCCUUGCUUCAGGCAUGUAGUGUAGUUUAUCUGAAAUACUUCACCCUUUUUUUUCUCAAUUGGAUAUCUGAUAGAGAAUAUGGGGUCCUGCAUCAUUUAACAGAUACUGUGCUGAAUGUAUGUGAAGGGAGGUAUAAUUGGGUCCUACUUUUAAGUUUUAAUGAACACGGCCACUAUGGUGUCAUCUGGCUUAAGUCAUUUUAUUCCCCACCUGUCAGAUGUGUGAAUUUGGCCUUCUGUCUAAUGCUGCCCUUCACAGGACCCUUAAGAGUGGCAAUAACUUAGUAUCUAUUCUGUCAUGAUCUUUUACUUCAAACGAGCAUUCCGCCCCAUUUAGAGUAUUCCCAUUCAAUCUAUUUCCUUUCUGUUUUUAGCUGUCAGUUCAAGUAGAUCAUCAGUCCUACUUCUAACACUAAAUGGAAUAUCACUUGGCAUUUUAAGCUUGCAGUAAUGUGAGUGAGUGAGUGUUCUAGAAAAGAUGUUUAAAAAAAAGUGCAACACCGGACCAUUUUGACAGAUUCAUCCUAAAUUAUCCAAUUGUCUCUACUAAUUACUGAUGCAAAAAUAAUGCUCUAAGUAGAUAUUAUAAUUUAUUUUAUUAUUAUUUAUCCUCGGUGUUAACCCAAAUGUUUUGUAAUUAUUCGUCAUCCGCAGUUUUAAGUAGUCUGCUCUACCUCUGAGCUGGUUAGAUGAGACUACUCACUCAAAAUACUGGCUUCCCUGCAGAUUUUUAUUCCCUUGUGUGUAUUUAUUAUUGACUAAAAACGCUAGCAUUUCAUGAUUGGUGACGUGAAAUAGAUGUUUAUCACUACAACAAACACAGUAAUCAGUUUCUUAGACUUCCAUUAUCUUAUGAAGUGUUUUUAUGGAAAUGGAAAAUAAACAAUUGUCCAGAUGUAUAUUACAAAACUAUUAUGCCUUUUCUAUUUUUAUAGGGGUUUUAUACUUCUCCGGAGUAUCGAACUAUUUAUUGCCUACAUUUAUUCUCUGAAUUUAAAUGAUCGUUUUCAAGAAUCUUCAACAGUAUUUUGUAGAAUCCUAAUGUGACGUUGGUUACUACAUUUAAAUAUGUGAGGGUUAAACUACUGACCUGUGUAGCCCUAUUCACGUUUUUAUUGUUAAUGUGCAACAAGUGGCAAUUUUGUAUAGAACUGUCAAUGAGUAGGAUUUGCCAGAGCUGCUAAAGAUUUCGAAACAGUAGCCCCCUUACAUUUUAAGAAUAGAUGUGUGCCUAUUUAACUAUUAUUUCCAUGUGCAUAACAAUACCAACUGAGAAAAUAGGCUUAAGCAGGGUUAAGUCAAGGGUAUUUGCUGCCAUUAAAAUAAGUCCAAAGACUGAAUCUCAACUGAUGGGAGCACAUAGUUGUUCAUAGUUGUUGUAUAUGAACUAAACCAUCACUGUAAACUUUGCUGUACAUCUCAUACAUUUUGUUACGUAUGCAAGGCAUAAUUUAGAUUAAGCGUACAGAAGACGAAUCCUUAAGAAUAGCAGCAGAUUAUGGCAGAGUUAACAUGAGAAGAUGCCAAACACUCACAGAAAAGCUGUUUUGUUUACAAAGUGAAACAGACUAAUGUAGUCUUAAAGUUUUAUAGGUUAAACGUUUUUACUAAUUUGUUAUAUAAAAUGUCUGAAGUUUGUUUGCGCUGUCUUUACUUACCCUUUCUGUAUUGAAUUGACAAACUGCCUCUUAUUUAAAAAGGUACCUCCUUGCCAGAUACUGUACUUCACUGUUUUGCUGUGGAUGUAAGAUGCAUUGCAUAUGAUGGAAUUAUGAACAGAUAAAGCACAAAAUCCAAAGAGAAAUGUCAAUUGAGAUUCGUUGACAAUCAGCUCUCAUAGAUCAUUCUAUCAAAGCACACUUCAUCUAAUAUUGCUGGCUCAACCCAGGUAACUCAUUACAAGCAAUGAAUAUCAAAAAAUUGCAAUUUUUACAAUCAGUUAGGAAAUUAUAAAAGCAAAUUGGGACAGACGGCACUAAACCCCUUGGGGGGAUUAUUUUCUGAAAUUGGAAUACUACUGAUCAUUUAUUUUCAUUUUUGACUACUUUAUUAAAAAUCCUCAAAUGUAAUACUAAGUCACAAAUGUUGACUGUACAGUAGUAGGCAGUCAGUGUGAUGUCUCGGUGUUGUGUCCUAUAAGUUCUCACCUCAAUUCUCUGUUCGCAUGUUGCUUGUGUUCCCUCUCACCCUUUCACCUCUUCUGUCUCACAUUGAAUGUUCUGUGUUUAGAUUGUGUAUCUGGUAGUGACCCCCCUCCCUUCCCCAUGCAAAGAUAAUCAUUCAUGGUUUUCUUUUUUCUCCCCUCUCCUUUUUCUGUUGUUGCUUUAACCUAGGUUUGUCUCCCUGUUUUGUUUUAUUCUAGAUAUCUUCGUGCCCGUUUGUUCAUCGUUUGCCUAGCAUGUUGAUGUGACGUCAAAAGUUCAUCGUCCAGUUCGUUGUCCUCUGCACCUCUCUGACGCUUGAAAUGUUCACCUUUUUGACCGUUUGACAUUUACUGGGGGGAGGUCUGUGUUUCUCUCUUGUCUUUUGUGCUGCCAGUAGGGUGUGCUAGAAAGACUGCCAAGAAAAUCAAUGUAUAAAGCUACAUGAGUAUUGUUUUAAGCAAAAAAGAGGAUCUAUUUUUCUAGAAUUUACUGACAUAACCACUCGAUUUUUCCAAAUCUGUUUAAUUUUGUUUUGUUUAAUUUUUACCUUGAUGGUAAACUCAUUUAUUUUUUUCAUUAUAUUUUGAGCGGUCUUCCUAGCGCCCCCCACCUACGUUUUUGUUUUGUGUCUGAAAACAACCAAUCAAUUUAUAGAAACGACUUCUGUGUUUGGGUGUUUUCUCUCUUGUAAGUUAUACACUUUUUUUUAGGAUGUCUUUGGUCACAUUUUGCUGAACUGGGGAUGACUUUGUAAUUUUGUGCUAGGCUAGUUGGCAUGAUGGUAAUUUUUUGGGAGUUUCUUUUGAGUGACAACGAUAUACACUUGAAUCACCGUUUUUGUCUUUCAGUGUGUGAAGUCAUCACAGGCACAUAAUGUUUUAUAAUUUCCUUUUGUGUGGAAAUCAUCCUUAGUCUGAAUAAAAUAUACUAAAUUAGCAGAAUUUAUUUUCUUUUCACAGUUAAAUAUAUAUUUAGCAUGCACGUGUUUGUAACUGCACUGUAAUCUUCAGCAAAAUGUGUUUGCGUUUUGUUUAUAGAAAGAAAAAAUGAUGAAUAAACGAGUGCCAAACGAUGCUGUUGGACACAUUUAUCUCUUACACGUUACCCACUGAAGUUAAGAUCUGGGAAACAAAAAGUAGGGGUUGGUUUCUUUUUCAACGUUAAUGUGGUGGGUUGUACCUCGUAGGUUUUCAUGUGUGUGUGUGUGUUUUAGUCUCAUUUUAGGGACCCAUAUUUUACAUUAGGAUUUGAGGUGAAGUUAGGUGUUGGAAAGAUUUAGAUUUUUCUGUACAAGUAGUCCCCAAACUAGGUCAAACAACAAAAUCAAAGAUCUCAUGCAUUAAAACCAGGUUAUAAAGCAUGUGCCCUUAAAGGUUUAUUCAUAGCUACUUCAGGAUUAAUUAUGUUGGGUUGGGAGUGUUUUCAGUGAUUUGUUUUUGUCUCAUAAUAAAGGCUAAACACUACCUUUUCAUGCAGGUCCUGAUAAACUUUGUAUUUUACUCCCAGAAAGCACAGGAUUUAUUAGCAUACCUUGUCUUUUAAUAUAGAUGUAUUGCAUUGGCACAGUCUGUAGCGUGUGAAGUGAUGCUUUAUCUGACCUUAUGAUUUUGUCUGAUAACUUUUGCCAUGUUAUGUGUGUGUCAUUGUGCAUUAACCUCAUCAAUUUGCUUUACUUGGGAAAAAUGAAUCCCUUCUACUGUCAUCAUUUAAGUGGUCCAUAUCUAUACAAACCAUUGUCUUUGCAGUUGUUAAAACAUGGCUCCAUCCCUGUUGGUUAACGUCAGGGCCCUCUUCUCAAACCAGGGUUGGGUCUUAGAAAUGGAACGUGUUCUGUACUCGGAACUACCCUUUAAUUAUUUUCACCGUUAAAAACCACUUCUCUGGGUUAUUGAUCUCCCAUUGUUCAACAAAAAAAUGUGUUGGAUGGAAUCUUCUAAAAUUAAUUGACGUGCAGAAAAAAUAGACUAAUUGGAUUGACUGGGCUCAUUUCAUUUUAACAUUGUGAUAGAUUUUGUAUUUCCAGAUUUGUCAGCUGCUAGGUCUGAGUUUAAAUGUGAUCCUAAAAAAUAAACCUGUUGCAUAUUUUUAGCAUUAUUAUUGGUACAAAGUGACUGAUUUUCUAUUUAAAAUUUGGUUUGUACAGUUUUUGCCUUUUCUACUUGAACAAAGUUAUUAUACUUCACAAUGUGAGAUUGAAAUUAAAAGAAGUUCAACCAUGUAGAGCUUAGUUGCCACAUGAUCAAACCUUAGUCUGUACAGCUGUAAUAUUAAUUGAUAAAAUAAUGCAUUUCUGUGAAGUCUCCUUUAGUUGAAUUCAAUUAAAUGCUUUUCUUUAUUUGUUUUGUUUUACAAUGUUGUGAUUUUGCUGUGAGGCAUAGGCAUUGCUGAAUUUAUUACAUGGCCAAAACAGUUGCUUUUUAAAAUAAUUUCAGUUCGAUAUUGUCUUAAAUGUUUUGGAUUAAGGAUAACAGUCUCCACAGGCAUGAAGCUAAGUGCACACUCGAUAAGCAGUCAUUUUGUGAGCCAAAAUUGUGAUCCCUAUUUGGUUGGUUGGUUUGUUUAUGUACAAUUAAACAUUUUAAAAAUUCAUAUUAAAACUGUCUUUGACUAUU
Messenger RNA from Oncorhynchus gorbuscha (pink salmon), 7730 nucleotides. RefSeq names its product CUGBP Elav-like family member 1. The coding region runs from base 378 to 1979 and encodes 533 amino acids. Lineage: Eukaryota; Metazoa; Chordata; Actinopteri; Salmoniformes; Salmonidae. Gene Ontology annotation, cellular component: nucleus; ribonucleoprotein complex; cytoplasm. The record is from RefSeq and is a predicted model, not a curated record. The transcript is spliced from 13 exons. Gene Ontology annotation, molecular function: mRNA 3'-UTR binding. Gene Ontology annotation, biological process: mRNA splice site recognition; regulation of alternative mRNA splicing, via spliceosome.